This is a messenger RNA of Stegostoma tigrinum, 1037 nucleotides long. Its product is annotated as probable G-protein coupled receptor 139. The record is from RefSeq and is a predicted model, not a curated record. Gene Ontology annotation, cellular component: membrane. Bases 29 to 1000 code for a protein of 323 amino acids. Lineage: Eukaryota; Metazoa; Chordata; Chondrichthyes; Orectolobiformes; Stegostomatidae. The transcript has 2 exons. Gene Ontology annotation, molecular function: G protein-coupled receptor activity. Gene Ontology annotation, biological process: G protein-coupled receptor signaling pathway.
GACAGGGAUCGCUGAUUCUAAGAGAAGGAUGCACGCACCGCCAAAAGGCCCAGUGUAUGCCACAUAUUACACUGCACUUGCGGUUAUCGCUAUUCCAGUAAAUUUCAUGGCUACUGUGAUCCUGUCCAAAGGAGCGUGCGGUCUUUCGAAAUGUGUAACGCGGUACCUAGUAUUUAUGGCGGUGACAGAUCUCCUGGUUAUUGUCACGGCUGUGAUGUUCAAUCGGAUUCCUGCUACUUUUUUUCCAGGUAGUUUCCUGUUCAUUACUCCAGUGUGUAGUAUCAGCACUGCAUCAAUUUAUGCAGCAAGAGACUGUUCGGUUUGGUUAACAGUGACUUUCACUUUUGAUCGCUUCGUUGCUAUUUGUUGCCGGAAACUGAAAGCAACAUAUUGCACUGAGAAAUCGGCAACAUUGGUCAUAGGAGUGGUUUGUGCACUGGGAUGUUUAAUCAAUAUCCCCUGGUAUUUUAUACAUGAACCUAUUUACAAAAUUGGAAAUAUUCCGUGGUAUUGCGGAAUAAAAGCUAUCCGUUACACUUCACUUCCAUGGCGAACCUUUGAUUGGAUAGAUCGUAUUUUAACCCCAUGCCUUCCGUUCUUUCUGAUUAUUCUAUUGAAUGCACUCACUGUCCGUCAUAUCGUGGUGGCCAAUAGAGCCCGCACAAGAAUUGUGGUCCGAAAAUCAGCAUAUAAUCGCGAUGACCCAGAGCUGGAGAGCCGGAAAAAGUCCGUAAUUUUAAUAUUCUCCAUAUCAGGCAGUUUCCUCCUGUUGUGGAUGGCAUAUUUUAUACAGUUCCUAUUAGAGCAAGUAACAAAUGACUAUAUCUUGAAUGGUUUCAGUGAUCCCAAAUUUAUUUUCCGAGAAAGUUCAAAUAUGCUCCAGCUUUUGAGUUGUUGCACCAACACAUUUAUUUAUGCAGUCACUCAGAGGAAGUUCCGAGUGCAAUUAAUUAGCAUGGUGCAACAACCGUUCAUUUUACUCAGAAAAUUAUUCAAAUGAUACACAGACGUUUGAAUAAAUGUACAAUAUCUGCAUC